AUGCGCAAGACAUCCUAUGUAGUCACUUUUUUCGCUGUGGCUUUGACUCUGACUCUCAAUAUCAUCUCGGCCCAGCGACCUGACUGGAUCGUCGUGUCGUCGCCCGAGAUCCUCCGCAGGAAGGUAACCUUCUACUACGGCCUCUCCGAGCGCUGCGAGCGCGAUGUAAUCCGCCUCCCGAAGCCGAGCGACGACAGCGAACUCGAAUACACAAGCUACACAUGCCGACCGUUCCCCACCAGCACCGCCGAUAGCUGCCAAGACGAGAACAGGCUGUUCUGCACGGUCUGGACGAGUGCUGGGUAUAUCUCCCAGUUGGCCAUAGGCUUCGCCGCAGUCUCGCUGCUAUCCAUCCUGAUAGGACUCACCACGCAUUCCCGGAGAAGGAGAAUUUGGAGAGCGGUUGCCGGAUUGACUUUCCUGCACGCUGCAUGUCAAAUUGGCACCUUUGCCGCAGUCACCGAAAUGUACCGCUCUGACCGAUACCCUACCUUCGAACAAGGGCGACCAGGUUGGGCAUAUAUCUUCAACGUUCUUUCCUGGGUCCUUGGCAUCAUAACCACCUUCGCCGUCGUAACGACUGGCAUAUCGGCAGACAAAGGUCACCGGUGGGCUGCAGGCAAUAGGGCAUACCAGCCUAUCAGUGGUUAA
Molecule: messenger RNA, 651 nt
Organism: Pleurotus ostreatus (oyster mushroom)
Lineage: Eukaryota; Fungi; Basidiomycota; Agaricomycetes; Agaricales; Pleurotaceae
Exons: 5
Coding region: 1-651 (216 amino acids)
Source: RefSeq, a predicted model, not a curated record